AAGUGUUCCUUAUUAUUUCCACUGGCUCUAAAACUUCUCAACUAAAUCAGGUGUCGAACAAUUAUUUCAAAUGCACCAAUCAGUUGUUACUAAAACUCAAGGAUACAUUUAAUAGCCACACUGAUCCAACUUAUAAAUAUAUGAUUUCGUGUGGGGCUAUAAGUAAUAUACGCAACGAUGCCUACAAUAAAAGUGAUGCCAUUGGGUGCUGGACAAGAUGUCGGCCGCAGUUGUUUGCUAUUAUCAAUGGGUGGUAAAAACAUUAUGCUUGACUGCGGUAUGCACAUGGGAUACAAUGAUGAACGCCGCUUUCCUGAUUUUUCCUAUAUUGUGCCUGACGGACCCAUCACUAGCCAUAUCGAUUGUGUGAUCAUUUCGCAUUUCCAUUUAGAUCACUGUGGUGCUUUACCUUAUAUGUCGGAAAUGGUUGGGUAUUCUGGUCCUAUUUACAUGACGCAUCCAACAAAAGCUAUUGCACCUAUUUUAUUAGAGGACAUGCGCAAGGUAGCUGUGGAGCGCAAAGGCGAAUCAAACUUUUUCACAACACAAAUGAUUAAGGAUUGCAUGAAGAAAGUGACGGCCGUCACUUUGCAUCAAAGUGUAAUGGUGGAUAAUGAGUUGGAAAUUAAAGCUUACUAUGCAGGUCAUGUGCUCGGGGCAGCAAUGUUCUGGUUACGCGUUGGUUCGCAAUCAGUUGUGUAUACGGGCGAUUACAAUAUGACACCGGACCGUCACUUGGGUGCUGCAUGGAUAGACAAAUGUAGGCCCGACCUGUUAAUUUCCGAGAGUACAUAUGCAACAACUAUACGCGAUUCAAAACGCUGUCGCGAACGUGAUUUUCUGAAGAAAGUACAUGAAUGUGUGGCUAAAGGCGGAAAAGUAUUGAUACCAGUAUUUGCAUUAGGUCGUGCACAAGAACUUUGCAUUCUAUUGGAAACCUAUUGGGAAAGAAUGAAUUUAAAAUUUCCAAUAUAUUUUGCUUUGGGCUUAACGGAGAAGGCAAAUACAUAUUAUAAAAUGUUUAUCACAUGGACAAAUCAGAAGAUACGUAAAACAUUCGUUCAGCGCAACAUGUUUGAUUUCAAGCACAUCAAACCAUUCGAUAAAGCCUACAUUGAUAAUCCAGGUGCAAUGGUAGUGUUCGCUACACCAGGCAUGUUACAUGCUGGUUUGUCAUUGCAAAUUUUCAAAAAGUGGGCACCAAAUGAAAAUAAUAUGGUUAUUAUGCCCGGCUAUUGUGUGCAAGGUACAGUGGGCAAUAAGAUUCUUGGAGGCGCUAAAAAGGUCGAAUUCGAAAAUCGACAAGUUGUAGAGGUGAAAAUGUCGGUGGAAUACCUGAGCUUUUCCGCACAUGCUGAUGCAAAAGGUAUUAUGCAACUAAUACAAAAUUGUGAGCCAAAGAAUGUUAUGUUGGUACAUGGCGAGGCAGAGAAAAUGCAAUUUUUACGCAGUAAAAUUAUGGAAGAGUUCAGCAUCGAGACAUAUAUGCCUGCAAAUGGCGAGACUUCCGUAAUCUCAACGCCUGUAAAAAUUCCCGUCGAUGCAUCGGUUUCUUUGCUGAAGGCUGAGUCCCGCGUUUAUAAUGCUCAGCCGCCAGAUCCGAAGCGGCGACGUCUUAUACACGGUGUACUUGUUAUGAAGGACAAUCGCAUAAUGUUGCAAAAUUUAACAGACACACUCAAAGAAAUUGGUAUUAACAGACACGUAAUGCGCUUUACAUCCAAAGUAAAAAUGGAUGAUCCGGGUCCACGCUUACGCACUGGCGAAAGGCUUUUUGCUUUGCUUCAAGAAAAAUUAGUUGGCUGGACUGUUAGCAUGCAAGAGAGCUGCACUAUUUGCGUGGAAACAGUUGAAAUCAAAAUUGAGGAGGACGAGAAGGAUCCAAAACAUAAAAAUAUUCUUAUAACCUGGACCAACCAGGAUGAAGAUAUAGGUGCUUAUAUACUGAACCUGCUUCAGAAUAUGUGUUGAUUUUUAAUACUUUGUCAAAUUUUUUAAUAUAAACAUUUUGCAUUACAUAAAAUCUUAGCUAAUAUUAAGAGAAAAUACAAACUUUAUUACAAAAUAU
This is a messenger RNA of Ceratitis capitata (Mediterranean fruit fly), 2068 nucleotides long. It is a transcript of the gene IntS11, whose product is annotated as integrator complex subunit 11. Gene Ontology annotation, cellular component: nucleus. Lineage: Eukaryota; Metazoa; Arthropoda; Insecta; Diptera; Tephritidae. The coding region runs from base 178 to 1971 and encodes 597 amino acids. The transcript is spliced from 3 exons. Gene Ontology annotation, biological process: snRNA processing. The record is from RefSeq and is a predicted model, not a curated record.